AUGGGUAUUCGGAUAAUCAUCGAUGAUGAUAAACCAGCAGAAGGCCUCGAAUGGGCGCCACCACUGCGGGUGAUCUCGAUCGUCACUCUUUUCGUUGCCACCCUCGACUUGUUAGCUGAUUUCUUAGUCUGUAUAAGAAUCAGCGAAUACUUGGAGAAUUUCCAAUCAAGGAAAGCCAUUUAUGCUGCUUACGGGUACUUCUUUUUCACUGGUGUCUCAGUGAUGGUUUAUGUUUUUGAGGUAAUUGAUGUCUGCCAAGCUCUGAAGUACGAACAAGAAAAUAUCUUCACAGCAAGACUAGCGAAAAGUCUUGUGCUCACACUAGAAGAGGUACCAAUGCCAACUUUGCUGAAUAUUCUGUUCACGAACGAGCCUCGACUCUCCUUAGCCAAUCCGGUUUUCUUCUCCUCGUGGAUCAAGCUGGUGGCCCUCACUUGGGGAAUCAUCAAAUUCACGAAGCUGCGAUUCUUUUGGCCGUGUCUUCCAUGUAAUCCGAAACAUGAUCGUCGAGAAAACUUUCGACGAAUGUUCACUUUCACUCCAUAUCGAGUGGCGAUGAUCAUCGUCAAUAUCUGUCACAUGUACUGUAUCUUCAUUGUCACGAAAAACAUCAUGGCCAGUGCGAAUGGUGGGCGGCCGAUCAAGGCUGAGAAC
Molecule: messenger RNA, 654 nt
Organism: Mesorhabditis belari
Lineage: Eukaryota; Metazoa; Nematoda; Chromadorea; Rhabditida; Rhabditidae
Source: the annotation of a GenBank genome assembly